Messenger RNA from Prorocentrum cordatum, 2004 nucleotides. The record is from the annotation of a GenBank genome assembly. Lineage: Eukaryota; Dinophyceae; Prorocentrales; Prorocentraceae.
AUGGAGGCUGCGCUGGCCGAGAAGGGCACCAACCUGCAGCUUUGGGCGACCGAGGCGCUCGACGCCGGGGAGAAGCUGGCCGUGGCCCGGUCGCGGUGCACCGCCCUGGAGGCAGAGCGGUCACGGGCCGCCGUGGGUGCUGAGGAGUGGCGCCAGGCCUACGAAGAGGAGGCGACUCGACGGUGGAGAGAGCGCGUUUCACGGCAGAUGAUAGCCGAGAGGCUCGUCCAAGGGAUGAGCCAGGCGUGCGAGUACGAGCGGGCGCGCAGAUUAUGUGCCGAGGAGACCUUGGCGAGGAGCCGCGCGCACGUCGCCACCUUGAUGGCGAUCGUCGACCACCUGACGACGAGCUUCGAGCUGGGGGCCACAGGCGCCGAGAACCUCCGGGCCCGCAUCGACGAGCUCGAGGCUGCCGCAGGGGCGGGGGGCGAGGCAGGAGUCAGCACCGCGGAUUUCGUCGCGGAGCUACGCGCCGUUGUCUGCCAACCCCCAGCCGACGGGGGACCGUGGCGGGGCGGCGCGGUCGGUUCCGCCGGCGCGUUCGGAUCGGCCAUCAUGGUCGGGGUGGGCCAGAACGACGGCUACGUGGGCGACGGGGCGCAGAGCAGGCGCGGCGUGCUGACGCUGAAGUACCCAAUCGAGCACGGCAUCGUGACGAGUUGCGACGAUAGGGAGAAGAUUUGGCACCACACGUUCUACGCGAUGUACGAGGCCAUCCCGGCAGUGCUCUCGUUGCACGCUUCCGGCCCUGCCACUUGUAUCGCGACGGACUCGGGUGCCGAUGUGUCGCAUGGGGUGCCAAUCUACGAGGGUUAUGCCUUGCCGUGCACCAUCUUGCGCCUUGACCUGGCCGGCCGCGACCUCACGGGGUACCUGAUGAAGGUCGCUGACGUUACGGAGAAGCUCUGCUACGUUGCCCUCGUCUGUGACACUGAGAUGCAGGCUGCCACCGAGGUUGGGGACGAGGAGAAGGCGUACGAGCUUCCGGGCGGCAGCAUCAUCACCGUGGGCAGCGAGCGUGCCCGCUGCCCUGAGGUGCUAUUCCAGUCCAGCUUCACCGGCAGGGAAGCCAGCGGCAACCACAACACCCCCUUCCAGUCCAUCAUGAAGUGCGACGUCGACAUCCGCAGGGACCUCCACGCCAACGCGCUUCCGUCUGGCGGCAUCACCCUGUUCGCCGGGAUCGGGGAGCGCAUGAACAAGGAGCUAUCCGCCCUGGCGCCCUCGACGAUGAGGAUCAAGAUCGCGGCACCGCCCGAGCGUAAGUACCCCAUGUGGAUCGGCGGGACCAUCCCCCUCACGCAGAGCGCUUCUCAGCAGGAAUGGGCUACGAGGGGCGAGUACGACGAGUCUGGCCCCACCAUCGUUCACAGGAUCGUCAUCCGCGAGGCAGCGAUGGGAGGUCCAGCCGGGCUGAACGAGGACGGCGGCUUGGCCAUGCCUGGGCGGGACGCGCUCGCGAGGCGCCGCUCGGAGCGGGCAGCCGCCGUGGCGGCGGGAGGGGCGCCAGCGGAGGCCAAGCAGUGCCGGUUGACGGACGUGCUCGAGACCUGGGAGGUCGCGCGGUUGGAACGCGAUGAGUUCCCCCGCGAGGCCCGCGAGGCCCUCGAGGUGGGGCAGCAACUGUUAGUGGGGGCUCGCCGCCACCCCGCCGCGGAGCAGGCGCGGGGCCUCAUGGAGAUCGGAUCCGAGGCCGAGACGGACGUGGAGGCCGACGAGGGCACGCACAAUGAGGCAGACGUUUCUCGGUUCAGAUGCCUGGCUGCCCGUACCGCCCAGCCGGCGCUGGUCAUGCAGGCGAGGCUUAGCCGCGGGGGCACGAGCCUUAGGGGCGACGUCCCAGCGGCGGAGCUGGCGGUGGCUGAGGACCUUACUGGUCGCAUACCUCCGGACCACAUGGAGGAUCGCGCGCGCACCCUGGCGAGGUGCGGGGCCGUGCCCUCUAUCACGGGCACGCGGGUGCUCGACAGCACGUGGCGCGCUCGCAUCCCGGAGCGCGCCUGA